Messenger RNA from Mytilus californianus (California mussel), 8630 nucleotides. RefSeq lists its product as uncharacterized. The coding region runs from base 319 to 5919 and encodes 1866 amino acids. The transcript is spliced from 12 exons. The record is from RefSeq and is a predicted model, not a curated record. NCBI's taxonomy places the organism in Eukaryota, Metazoa, Mollusca, Bivalvia, Mytilida, Mytilidae.
AUCUAUUAAAUAUUCGAAUUACUUUAAAUAACACGCACAAAGGAUAUUUUCUGUACAGGAAUAAACAUGAACUCAACAGACGAAUGGAAAGAAAAAGUACAUAUUUGAAAGAGCAUAUAUAUAACACAAUUUACGGAAGGAAAUAACUGUAUGGUAUGCUGUAGCUCACAAAAGGAUCGAUAAGUUAAUACGGACGUAUCUUAACGUAAGGAAUCGAUUUAACAACAUUCCCGGAAAAUGAGAAGGUGAUGUUAUUAAAUGAUUUUAUCAACACACUUAUAUAACCUUAUAGACGAUCUUGUUAUUUGAAAACUUGAGAUGAAUAAAGUGAAGCAAGAAAAGAAGGGACCUGGCAAAAUCAAAAAUCUCCCCGGCCGACCUAGGAGUAAGUUAAAGAAAACAAAAGAACUAAAUCGAUUUAAUUUGGACAUAUCUGAUUUCAAGAAGCUCAACUUUGUUUCUUCAGAUUCAAUGCUGCGAAAACGCUGUCCAAACUAUUUUGCCAAAUGUCCUCGCGUAACAUUGAGUCGACUAAGCACAAAUAAUGUUAACAAUCAGAGUAGAAACGCCUUUGAUAUUUUUGAUUCAAACAUGCAGGGACUUGAUAAUAUCAAAUUGUUAUCCCCUGAAAAUAUUGAAUCAAAAGUCAGGUCAGACUUAUUAACUGAAACAGAAAAAUCCACCGUGAAAUCUACCAAUACGAGUCGCAAAAUACAGGAAGGUAAUGCAUCUGAAAAGACACAAACAAGAGAAAAUCAGAUUGCACUGUCAAAUAAUAUUGUCACAGAAUUAGAUGUCACUAACUUAAAAUUGACAUUUAAGAAUUUAAUCAAUCAUAAAUCAUCGUCUGCAACAGGCGGUGAUGAAAUAUCAUCAUGUGAGCACUCAGGUGAAAAAAUGCAACCUGUAUUGAGUUCGGAUGAAAUCACUAUCACUGAUAAAACUGAAGACAUAAACAUAAUUUACGAUGAUAAUCAAAAUAAAAACGCAGGUAAAGAAAAUGAUUCAUGUUUAAGCGAAAAGCAAAACAACAACAAUGCGACACGUGUAUUAUCAAACGACACGUCCUUUAGUGAAACAUAUGGAAAUUAUUCGAAAGAUAAUAUCAUUAAUCAGUCUGAUACGUUAGUAAAUUUACAGGAGGAAAAACAAAGUGAAACAAAUCAAAACUGUGAACAACCUACACUUUCUGAGAUAGUAACAAACGCAGCGUCUCAAACUGUACAUUCCAGUCCACCACCAGUGUUAUUAGCAGUAAACUCGGUUGAUACAUCAUCAAAAAUUAAGGACGUUCCUUAUAUGUGUGCUAAUUCUAAAGUAGAUGAGGAACUGCCAAAAACUAAUGCAACAAAACUUCAAAGUGAUGAGCAAAUAUCUGAAAUCGAAUUAAAUCAGGAGGAAGUCGAUACAGAUCUUCAAUGUACAACACUCAAUAUCUACGUAGUUGAAGAAAAUAUAUCCCGAGGUCAAGAUACUGCAACCGAGGCAAUAGUGCCUUUAGAAAAGGACCCUGAUAAAGGUAGAGCGAAGUCAAAUGAUGUGUCUGAUGAAAGAACUGAAUGUUGUAUGCAGGUUGGAGUAGAAAAUCAGCCAGGUAGUACUUCAAAUACAAAUGAAGAGAUUUCCUCAUCGUCAGUUUGUCAUUUGGAAGAACCACCGAAAAGGUCAUUACCAAAACCACCCAAGAACGACAAGAAGCAAACAAUUAUAAAGAAAGAACAUGAAGAAAUAAUUCUUAGAAAGCCCCUUUAUCAACACGACGGCUACGACAGCGAUGCAACAAUGAUUUACGAUGAAGAAGAGGAUAAGAGUGCUAGGAUUGUAUCUAGAAAAGGUUCAGAAUGCAAUCCACUGAAAAUCAAACAGACACAACAACUUUUAAGACUAAAAAGUAAAAUAGAACAGUCAGCCGAAAACCGUCAUGAAAUAGUAAAAACCCCAGAGACAAUGGAAUGCAUUGAGAGCCUAUACCCAACAUUCCGCGGAGAAAACCUUGAUAAUUCAGAUGAUUUAUCUAAUAAGACAUCAUCAGACAUUGAUGAAAAUCAUCUCUAUAUUGCUGAACCAUGUGAGACUGCUGAUGAUGUAAAUAGCGUUUCUAAAAUACGGGAAUACAAUUCGGACAAGAAAAAGGAGAAACAUUUUAAGCCAAUCAAUAAAAUUCGCAUUGCCUUGAAGCAAAAAGACAAAAAACAUGAACAUUCAAAAUACCACAUUCAAAAUAAGGAGAAACACAAUGGUGGUAUCAAACUUGCAGCAAACAAAUGGGAAGAAGUUAUUACCAGUUGUGAUGCCGUAAUUGUAACGGAUUUGACCAUAUCACGUGGCAUAGCGAAAAAACAUUCUGAGAAGACAAAUAAGAAAAAUAAAUCAACGUCACCAAAAACAAAAAAGACUGAGAGGAAGAGAAAACAUGAUACCCAGGAUGACAUGGUUUUGAAAAAUAUAAAUAAAAUUUUCCCAAAACCGAGGCGGAAAAGAACGAAAGACGAAGAUGACCUACCAAAAAUUUUGCCCCCAAAGCGACGACGUCAAGAAAAGGGACAUCUAAUUGUGGAUUCUAAAAGUGAUAUGGACAGAAUUAAACAAGAGUUCCCUCAGUUUAAUUGGUUGGAAAAGAAAUACAGGGACCAAAAUAAGGACGAUAAAAAGGAUAGUGAUGGACUAGACAUUAGUAAUAUUGAAAAGACAUUAGAUAUAUGUAACAGUGAAAAUAUAUAUCCUCCUGAAACUACCCUUCAGGAUAUUAAUAAAAAUCCUCAAGAAACUACCCAGCAGAAUGAAAAGUCAAGUCUGUCUGAAAGUACCCAGCAGAAUGAAAAGUCAAGUCCGUCUGAAAGUACCCAGCAGUAUCUCAAUUCAGCAGUUGAAGGAAACGAUAAAACUGUAUUUUCAAAUAUAGAAGACAACGACCAAAUUCAAUUUGAUAAUUCUAGGCCUCGACAUGCAAACAACAAUGAAAAUUCAGAUGAAAACUCAACGACAGAGAGUAUUUCACAUGCAGAGUCAAAUACAGAUGUUCAGAUGACAGUCAAUGAGAAUGAAGUCGCAGAUUCUGAAGUUACAUCAGUGGUGAUGAAUGAAGAAAUUGAAAAUGUUGAAGCAGAUGUAGAAUCUGUAGAAGUGCAUAGCAUCACUACAACAUCAGUCCCAAGUUGCUACAUUGAAUCUGAAAUAUGUUUAGAGGAUACGAUGGAUCAAAGCCACCAUACUAUUACUACAGAACCGAGUAAUGAUUCCGAUAAAGGGUAUGAAAAUACGUUCCACAUGAAUGACGAUGCCUUUUCUGGUUCCAUCAAUUUAAUUAUGCAAUCAGAAGAAACGAUCGUAGGCUCUCCAUCCAACCUUCUGAAACAGAAUAACGAUGAAACUUUGAAUACAAAUGAUGUUCAUGCUAAUUCAAAAGAAGUAGAACGAUCGAGUAUUCCGACUAAUGAAAGCUGUGGAAUGGAUAUUACAAAAGAGGCAAUUAAUGCGAAUGUUUCAAAUAUUAGCGAAUCUAUGCAACAACUAGAACCAACCAUUCCAACCACGUCUGUCGUAAUAUCAACAGCUGCACUAGGCGUUACUAAAAACACCAAUAGUACGCAUUCUUUUGCUACAAGUUGCAGUGAAGAAUUGUCAAAACAUUCCAAGGAUUUAUCAACUGAACCUUUAAGUCAUUCAUCAGCAUCUGCUCAAAUACCGACAGACUCGUCAAAUACGGUGUCUUCGUGUAUUUCAACAUGUCAUUCUGUGGAUAGUUGUGUAGCGUCAAGGUAUUCACCUUCUGUAGAGAACAAUCAAAUUCAAGAAAACAUACAGGACAAUAUUGCUACCCUAGAACCCGUUAACAAAAAGCAGCGAACAAGUGAAAUUACAUCUAUAAAAACAAAAGAUUAUCAUAAAAAUAUUCCUCCACUUGUUCCAGUGUCCUCCGUUACUAAACCAAAUAAACCUAUUUUUAGCAAAUCACGCUUAUUAGGACCAGAAGUAGAAGCAACAUAUAAUGAUAUCAAACAGUUGAAACAUGAGCUUGAAAUGAGAAAUCGAGAAGCAGGACAGAUGAUGAUGUUACUGAAGGAAAAAGAAGAAAUGUUGCGUAAUUUACUCUUAUCAUCCCCUCUUGGGCCAAAUAAACGCCCAAUACCCGCUUCUGGAAUAAAUCUAACGAACCGUGUUAAUGUUUCUAGUAAUGAUGGACAAUUACAAGUAAUACAAAGCAGUUGCAAAGCUGCUGCGUCAAAAAUAUUUACAUCAUCUGGUCAAAAGAAUAAAGUUCCUCCUCCUGCACACUCAUGUAAAAAAGAAGACACAAAAGAAAUACUGAGAACACUUGAGAUUAAUUCGAUAACAGUUCCUCACGACAUUAGAGCGACCGGCCCCUUUUCUUCCAGACAACGUCCAUUGUCACCUCCCACUCGAUUUAAAGGAGCUUCAAUGCCAGGUCCGUUGACAGCUGCACAUGCCCAAAAACCCUUUGAGGUACCUGGAAAAUUAAUAACUGUAAAGAAUGAGAGGUCAAAAAGUCAAGGUAGUGAAGUCACUAGCAUAUCUGAUACCAGUACUUCAAGAGCUGUAUCAGCUCCUGCUAGAGAUAGUCAUCUGUGUUCGCCGAUAAAUUUGCAACAGCAAUUUGGCAACCCUUGUAAUUUAACUACUAAUUCCACUAUACAGACAAGUUUUCAAUCAGCUAUAUCUCCUACACAAGUGCAGCCGCAUGUAGUUACCACUCCUCAAACCAGACCACAACGUAUGAUUAGCAGCACACCAGCUACUAAACAGACAAAAACGUCGGCCAAAGGUAAUAAAAAUACUGAAAGUGCCAUACAACAAGAGUUGAGUGAAGCUAUAAGACGUCGUCAAAAUCAGGAACGAUUAGAACAGGACUAUCAGCAGUUCAAAAUAACAAAACCACCAAUGAUGAAUAAUACACAAAAACCAAAUGCCAUAACGAAACCUUCCUUUCCAGAUACUAAUAACUUUGAAAUGCACAAGCACAAACUCAUUUCAGAAAAUGGCCCAGGAAUAGUUCCUGCAGCUCGGUCAAGCAUGCACACUAUUUCAAAAUCAGGAAAUCCUCCUCAAUAUGCAGGCGGACAGUUGUUAACUGUACUACAGAGAUCUCCACAUCAUGGGGAAGCCAAUGGUCGACCUAAUAAUCCUGUAUCGUCCACAAGGCCUUCUAUAAAUCCUGCUCACCUACCACACAGUGUUCGGCUGAUAGGUGCAGCUACAGUGCCAUCAAAUCAAAUAAUCAGAGGCAAUGAUCCAAGGAGAACUAUUCCAACAUUAUAUCAAACACCACAGAUGCAUUAUCAGCUUUCUCCGGUCGCAGUAUCAAAUAAUGCACCAAGAGCUCAGAAUAUUCAUAUGCAGCCUGGAAUGAUUUCUCCUAAUGCGAUGUCCCAUCGAGGGUAUCACGAAGGUCCAAAAUCAUUUCACUCGCCGCCAGCACAGUUCCAGGCAGCACAAAAUAUACAAAACCAUCAAAUAUUAGUUCCUGUUUCUGCACAUCAACAAAUGGUACACCAAACACCAGAGUCCGCAGCAAGAUUUCAACAGGGCGCACUGCAAGAAAAUGGAUACCCAAAACGACGACUUGCGCAUAUCCUACCGAAACCAAAUCCAUAUCCAAAGGUUCACCAGGCAAAAUUACAACAAACAAUUCAGCAACAGCAGGAAAACUGCAGUCCAGACAUGUUGAAUGUCAAGGCCCAAGGCAUGAUACCCAAUUCUCAAGUAGUCCAAGGCAGCGGUAUGCCGCAACAGGAAGCAGGUUCCAAGGCGCAACAUAUUUUUGGUAACUGCAUAAUGUGUGGAAAGUUUAGUUUAUACCUCUGUUCAACAUGUCAGAGCAUUUGGUAUUGCUCCCAACAGUGCCAGCUAAAACACUGGACUACACAUCAACAUGAAUGUAAAUACACAACAACGAAAUGACAUUUAACUCUAUAAGUAUUUAUGUAAAUAUCCUUCAACGAGAUUUGUGCCAUUGUUUUAAUGUGUGUUCUACUCAUAUACCAUUUUUACAUUGUACAUAUAUUUUUUUUACAAAACGAAUUUAACACAUGCACUUUUUAUAUGUAAAAUUAAUUAUGCACAUCUGUAAUUCACGAGUGUAUGAUAACAUUUCCAUGCAAUGCGAAUGGAAAAGCAGAAAUGGUUGAUUUUUACAUAAUCUCAUUCCUUCAUUUUCUGUUCGAAUCUAUCAUUUGACAUCCGUGUAACAAACAUUAACAGUUCUUUAGGUUAUUAUUGUAAUGUAGAAUUCUUUACAUUCAUGAAUCACUGCCAUAUAUAUACUGGAUUUGCACUUAAAUAAUAGGUACAACUUCCAAUAUGUUUUUUAAAAUCUAUAUUGUUGCGGAAUAUGCAGUCAUACAUAAAAAAGGUUUUCGUUAUCAUACAUAAAUGUAUUAUGUAUGAGGAUGAAUAAUUUGUUCACUUGCAUAACUGAGUGGUUAUUUCAAGCCUUAUUCACACCGUACAAUGAAUGCUGACAUUAUUGUUCUAUAUUCAUUGUUAAAUGUUUAAGACACUGUUGAGUUCUUUGGUUUUUUUGGCCAAAAAAUUCCAGUUUGUAUUUUCUUCAUGUGUUCAUAGUGUCUAGAUCGUCAAGCAAGAACUUCAUAUUAAUGUACUUAUUUAAAAAAAUAUAUGUACUCGUCCGGAUGGCAACUCUAUAAACAUGAUAAACGGUACCAAUUUUCUUACACUAGGUGUGUAUUUCGACACUUUAAAUCUAAAUGUUCAAGAUUAAAAUAUUUAAAAAUCAAAAUCAAGUAGAAACUUUCAUAGGCUGAUAUAAUCGAAAAAGGCCGCAAUAGUUGUUAUCCUGGACAAGGAAUCAGAUCUAAUCCUAAAGGAGAUACAUUCCGUAACAUUGAUGAUUUCCUAAACAGCUAAUUCCAAUAAAAUAUUUUUUGGUUAUUGAUUUAAACAUGUUAAAUUGUGUUACCAGCACAAAGUUUUCAUAUAAAUGUCACAAAAUGGUUGUGCUAUAUAUAUAUAGAUUGUAACGCUGAAAGAUGAUACAAUCGAAUCAUGUGACAACGUCAGCCCGCCAGUAUGUAAAACAAUGUCAGCAGUAUUUAUUGGAAACCUAAACACAUGAACGUUAUUAUCUGUUACAUAUUUACUGUUAAUACACUUAUACUGCUUGCCAGUAAACUGUGCAGGAGUUCAAUGUUUUAUUGAUUUUUUUGUCUAUGGAAUAUGUCCGAUUUCAUGCAUUGUCGUCAUAUUCAUAUUUUUGUAUAGUUGGAAUAUACAUUUCAUAUUAUGUAAAUCUAUAACGCCAUUAUUCAUUAAAUUUUCAGUUUAAAAAUGACUAUAUUCCAUGCAAGUAAAUUGUGCAAGGGGUUCAUGUUUACAAGAUUUAGUCUAUUGUGUAUCAUAUCUAUGAUGAGUUUAUGUCGGUCUUCUUGUUUUGUCCCCAUCUUCGUAUUGGUGCAUAGUGAGAAUAUUCAUUGCAUAUGACCCAAGAACAUCAGUGCGUACUGAAGUCAAUGUCAUUCGGUACCAAACGUAUGAAAUUAAUGCUAUAUUUUGUUUGAGAUACAACAUUAUAAACAGUAAAACACAAGAUUUACUUUUUCUUUGAUUGCUUCCUGGAUAUUGUUUUAUUUUAUGGAGCUUCAAUGUGUAAAACUUAGAUCUAAAAGCAUGCCGUCCAGGUGGUCAAAGUUUAAAUAUAUUGUUAGAUAUUUGAUCUGUUACUGCAUUUGAAUGAUGUGUUAUAUGACAAGUUACAACAGUUAACAUAACAAUACAUAUGACACAGAAGACAUUGGGAUGGUUUUUUGUAUUAUAUAUCGUUGAAAAGUUUGAAGUGUAUGUUUGCUUUCAUUUUCUAACUUGAUUUAACUCUUUACAGAUUUGAUUUCAAUGCAGAUAAAUAUUUAUGGCCUGGUAACAUUGUUGAUAUAUGUUUUAAACAAUAUAAAACUAAAUGAAUGGUGACGUUUUUAAAAUGAUCAUUUUCAAAAUCGAGAUUGUUUAAUUAUUUCUGUGUGUUUUUUUCUUAAUUUUUUACAUUGGUCAUAAAAUGAUUAUUCAUAAGAUUUUAAAAUGUAAAUCAAUCUGUGUAUUUGUUAUAUAUGUACAAUAUGUAUAAAAGAGCUUAAUUAACCCGGAGUACAGACAAAACGGGGUCAAAUGGCCGAUAACAGUAUGCAAUAAUAUCUUAUAUGCAUAUACAAUCAUUAUUUCAACUAGUUUUUUUUUAAAUUAAUCAAGUACUGUGAAAAUAUAUUAAACCAAUAUAUAUUAUUGAAACACAUGUUUUUAUUAAGUAUUUUAUUUAUUGUUAUAUCCAACUGUUUUUAAGUCCUCAAUCUGUUUUAAUAUCUCUAUAAUUUGUUUUAUAUAUAUAUUUAAGGCAUACUACAUAGAAAAAAAAAUGUUCAAGUCCCAUUUUCACAUUAGUCAUUGACAUCUUGUUUUAUUCCAUGCAAACAUUCCUGAUCAUUAUUGUGCCAAAUAUCAAAAUUCAGUUUCUCAUGACAUAUAGCAAACUUAUGUUUUCUCAGAAAAGGGCAUUAUUUUUAUUUGAAUUUUCGAGGUCAACAUAUUUAUUUCGUUUGACGAAAUGCUUGUUACUUGAUGUACAUUUUGUAAAUGAUACGCAAAUAAACCAAUUUUAUAUGCUU